GCGUAUGGCAUACAUGCGUGUGCGACAUUUACGCUCGCAGUCUUUCCUGUUUGAUCCGCGCGACACCGAACCGUGCGAGCAGCAGUAAGCAGCGCGACGCCGAACCGAGCGUCUCGCUAGACGCUCCGAGAAUUUGUAUUUACCGACGCCGAGAUGCUCUCUCGCCCGUUGUGUCUAGCCUAGAUCCGAAUUUCACGCGAGGAGAAAGCAGUCUCGAAAGAUCGAGACCAUUGUACGCGGAUCUUCGUAAACGGCGAGGCGUCCAUCUGUAAAUGGCUAAGCAUUUCGUUGCAACAGAGACAACUCGAGAAAACGAUGGAAAUCCUGGGCGUGAAAUUUGCACCGUUGAACGUGCCGCUGAGACGAAGGCUCGAAACACUCUCAGCGGCGAUAUGGAUUGUUCUGUUAGGAUUCGGGGAUUUCAUUGGGUACAUCCUCACCGUUUAUCUCCUCUUCUACACGGAAACUCUGCGUUAUCUCGUCUUGGUUUAUUUCGUCUGGAUGUAUUACGACUGGGGCACGUGCAAUCGAGGCGGUAGAAAGGAAUGGUGGACAAGAUGGCUGAGAAACUGCGCGUGGUUGCAUUACUUUUGCAACUAUUUUCCCGUGAGACUGGUGAAAACCGUUGAUCUGGAUCCGUCCAGGUCCUACUUGUUCUGCAGCUUCCCUCACGGAAUUCUGUCCACGGGUGUCUUCGGGGCUUUCGGGUCGGACGUUCUCGGCUGCAGAGAGAUGUUUCCAGGACUGGACAUACGGGUCGUAAUUCUGGACCAACAUUUCAGAAUCCCUCUCUUCCGCGAAUACGCUUAUCUGAGCGGUACGGUGAGCAGCAGCGCCGAAAGUUUGAACUAUAUGCUGUCGACGAAGCCCGAGGAGCCGUUCACUGGAAGAGGAACAGUCCUCAUCGUCGGUGGAGCGUCGGAAUCAUUGGAAUGUAAGCCAGGCACUUAUCGUAUCCUGGUAAAAAGAAGAAAAGGCUUCGUAAAGAUCGCGCUGAAGCAUGGGACACCUCUGGUGCCUGUGAUUUCGUUCGGUGAAACGGACGUGUACGAUCAGGUGUACGGGCCGGAGAACUCGCUCUUCAGGAGAGCGCAAAACUAUAUCCGUAAUAAAAUCGGAAUCGCGCCGAUCCUCCUGCUGGGACGUGGAUUUUUCCAGUACUCGUUUGGUAUCAUCGCGCAACGGAGACCUAUCACUGUCGUUGUUGGUAGUCCCUUGGAGUUGCCGAAAAUAACAGAACCAACGGCGGAACAGAUCGAAGAGCACCAUGGGAGGUUCAUAAAGCAUUUGGUAGAGCUGUUCGAGAACCACAAGCACAAAUACGUGAAAGAUGCUAAUUCAGUGACCCUAGAAUUGAUGUCGUGAUACUACUUACCACACAAUAGUGAUUUUUAAUGGAUCUCUGGAUUCGAUGAGAACUCAUCGAUAUCCAAAAAAACAGACGAUUUCUAUACACUGUUACGUUUUGAGUGAUUUUAUAAUCGCGUCGCGAGGGCGUCGACGAAGGUCGUUUUCGCGCACGCGCGUUCUUUUAAUCAUAAUGAGAAUUUCCCUAGCUAAUUUGUAUAGAAGAAGAUAGCAUUAAGCAGUUAAGUUUAAUAACAUUUUAUGAGGCGAAGGCCUUUAACACUAAACUUACCACGACCGGUCGUCCGACCGGUUGGAAUGAUUUAUAUUUUUUUGUAAAAAACUGGGCAAAAUUCGGUACCAAAUUCUAGUUAAAUUCAGAUGUAAAUAGGAAACAUAUGUAUAGCAAAGGCGAAAGGAGAGAAUCUUUAGUUUCCACUGUCUUAGAACAGUCUAACAAUGCGUAUUAAAAAUACUAAAACUUUAGACCAGUGCA
Colletes gigas is the source of this 1843-nucleotide messenger RNA. Its product is annotated as 2-acylglycerol O-acyltransferase 1-like. The coding region runs from base 316 to 1365 and encodes 349 amino acids. Gene Ontology annotation, molecular function: diacylglycerol O-acyltransferase activity. Gene Ontology annotation, biological process: triglyceride biosynthetic process. NCBI's taxonomy places the organism in Eukaryota, Metazoa, Arthropoda, Insecta, Hymenoptera, Colletidae. Gene Ontology annotation, cellular component: endoplasmic reticulum membrane. The record is from RefSeq and is a predicted model, not a curated record. The transcript has 6 exons.